AUGAUCGCCGGCGUGGAGGUCAGCGGAGAGCGGCAACCCUCCGACAUGCAGCUGGCCGGGCGGUUGGCUCUUUCGGCCGCCGCACUGCUCUUGCUGACUUUGGCGUACAGGUAUUAUAAGUCUCGGGCGUCCGCCAGCAGCACCCGGGGAGGUGCAUGUGGAAGAGCUGGUGUUGGCCAGGACGCAGGGCAAAAAGAGCCCCUGGCUUGCGGCGGGACGGAGAGGGAGGACACGUCGGCGGAACUGAGGCACAGAAACGUCAAAAAGAAGGGGACCGAGCUGAAUGGCAGAGCAUCCGACCCACCUGUGCAGGUGAGUGGGCCUGCCGCGGCGGGGGUGUCUGGACUGCAAGGCACGCCUGUUGGCAGAGAGCGGAAGGAGAGGAAGGAGGAGGAGGUGAAAGAGGAGGAACAGAAGAAGGAGGCAUUGAAUCACCUAGGGAUUGGAUUGCGGUCUGACGGUCAAGGCUUGGCACCCGCGGAGAAGGGGGAAGAAACUUCUCAAGCUGUCCUCGGUGACGGAGACAGCGUGAGGGCCACAGGUGGCACUGCUGCAGCAGGGUCAGGGAGUAGGCCGUCUUCUCCAGGCCUGCUCAGCCAAGGAGAGGACUGCUGCAGUUCCAACGGUGACCAUGAGGGGGCGAGCUGGGAUGCCGAGUGUGGCAGAGCUGAAUUUCGCCUUGCUGCCCAGGACCAGCAAGCAAGGAGAGGCCGUCGCCCUGGAAGCGACAACGGAUUUGCCUUAGAAAGGAGGGAAAGCAGGCCGCCAGGGGAAGACGACACGAGUGGAUGUUUAGCCCAGAGGCAAGGAACCCAGGUUGGGCAAGAGAAGACCCAGUCAUUCCACGCCACGUCCAACGUGGGCGUGCUGAUGAGCCAAAGCAACAGGCAAUCCUAUGCCACGUGCACGUUCUCCUCCGUCGCCAAAGUUCAGGUGGAGGAGAAGUUGCUUCAAGAGAGGGGUUCUAAGGACGGACAACCCGAUUCCCUGGGGACCAACCUCAGAGGCAAAGUCUACGACUACUACGUUCAAUCCAUCUCCCAGUCAGUCAUGAAGGAAAACCCCUCCUAUGCCAGCCCACCUACCCAACUGUCCUACAACCUAUCCGCAAUUGGGAUGCCCGGUGACGACUCUGAAGAGCAGCUGGAUCAAGAGCCAUCAGCCACAGAAAUGGAAGAAAACCAAACAGCCCCCACGGAGGUCCCAGCUCCAUCUUCGGAAGCUCUCCUUAGCCCUACGCAGGACGAUGCAAAACCUGUGCAAAUGCAAGACCAGAACCAGGCUGGUACUGGAGGAAAUCAGGCCCAGAAGCCACCGGGAGCACGCUUUGGCUUCACCCGGAAAGAGAGCUUCCACAAAAUCGUUGAAAACCCGGAGCUUCAGAUGCCGAUGGAAGGAUUCGCUUCUCCGGCAUCCGGAUCGGCAAGCAGAGACACUCCUGGUCUCAGCCCCCUCCGUUCCAGCUCCGUCUCUUCAUUGGUGGUAUCUCUGCAGAGCCGCCCGAGUGACGCCAGCAAGGAACCCACGGUGGAGCUAGUGGCCGGGGCCAAAUUCUUCCACAUCCCACUGAGCCCGGCAUCAUCCAUUGACGUCCGCCUGGAUCUGGGGAACUGCUACGAGGCCUUGUGCACGGCCAAGAAGCAGAAGCUGGACAGCCUCCGCGAGGCGGCCUACAAGGUCAUGAGCGACAACUACCUCCAGGUGCUCAAGACCCAUGCCAUCUACGGCCGCCUCAACGCCAUGGAGAGGGACCUGAUCCUGCAGAGGAGGAUGCGGGGGAGGAAGUAUGUGACUGUGGCGGAUGUCAGCUCGCAGGCUCACACCCCUCCUGCAAACCAGCUCUGUUAUUACGACGACCAAAAGGAUACUUGGCACCCGUUGACGCAUCUGCCCCUCGAAGCUGCCUCCAGGGGUUCAGCCAUGUGCAGCAUGUUUAAUUACCUCUUUGUGGUGGCCGGGUGUGCCGGGCGAGGGAAGGACCAGAGAGCUUCCAACCGGGUCUUCUGCUACAACCCCUUGACCAACAUCUGGCAGGAGAUCCGUCCGUUGAACCAAGCCAGACCCCACUGUAAGUUGGUCGCCUUGGAUGGCUACCUCUACGCCAUCGGCGGGGAGUGCCUGUACACCGUCGAACGCUAUGACCCGCGGCUGGACCGCUGGACCUUUGCUGCCCCUCUACCCAACGACACCUUUGCCGUGGCCCACACCGCCACCGCGUGUGACGGGGAGAUCUACGUUACGGGGGGCACCUUGCGCUACAUCCUGAUGAGGUACGUCGCCCGGUCGGACACCUGGAAGGUCAGCCUCACCGGAGGAAGCAAAGACAGGACAACCGAGAUGGUGACCACCAACGGUUUCAUCUACCGCUUCGACUUGAACCGGAGCAUGGGCAUCAGCGUUUAUCGCUGUAGUGCCCGGGCCAAGCUUUGGUACGAAUGUGCCACCCACCCCCUCCCUUUCCCAGCGUGCUUCCAAUGCGCCGUGGUGGACAAUCUCAUCUAUUGCAUCAGCCGGCAGUUCAACUUCCGCUUCCUAGCGGACCACAUCUCGCCACGAUUCGGGUCCAAGGAGCUACAAAACUUCCCUUCCCCGAGAGGGACCCUUUUCCCCAUUACCCUCAUCCUCCCCAACCGGGAGGCGGUGCAGACGAGGGUCUGA
Messenger RNA from Elgaria multicarinata webbii, 2658 nucleotides. It is a transcript of the gene KLHDC7A, whose product is annotated as kelch domain containing 7A. The record is from RefSeq and is a predicted model, not a curated record. The transcript has a single exon. The coding region runs from base 1 to 2658 and encodes 885 amino acids. NCBI's taxonomy places the organism in Eukaryota, Metazoa, Chordata, Lepidosauria, Squamata, Anguidae. Gene Ontology annotation, molecular function: protein binding.